Molecule: messenger RNA, 2089 nt
Organism: Salvia hispanica
Lineage: Eukaryota; Viridiplantae; Streptophyta; Magnoliopsida; Lamiales; Lamiaceae
Product: IQ domain-containing protein IQM2-like
Source: RefSeq, a predicted model, not a curated record
CCAAGAACAAAGCUACAUUAAGCGUGUAACAAAUCAGAUACCAAUAAAAUCCCUCUGAAUUUGAGACCCUUUUUGCUGUUUCUUGAUUUAAUCUAUUUCUAGAUCCACAUCUACCUUCACAUUCAUUCAGGUCACAUAAAGCUAUCUUUUUUCCAUCAUCCAAAUUGCAUGGGGGUAGCUUGUUCAUGUCCACUUAGUUUCUUCUUUGAUUUGGAGAAUGGAUAUGAGUCAAUGGUUGCAAAUUCAUUCAAACUAGAAUGUGAUGAGAGGAACGCACCGGUUCGGUCUUCGAGCUUUAAGGGGAAGCUUACCGAGCCUGCAAGACUGCAGUCAUUAGGCUCAGGGAAGCUCUUGAGAGAAGGAUCUCUUAGGUUUAGAGCCAAGAAAGCUCAAAUCAUUGAGGCUCAAGCUGCAGAUAGUCUAGAAUCGGUUGGUUUCUUGUCUAGAUCGGGUAGCUUGGUGAGGAAUACCACUCCACAUUCCCCGAUCUUGGACCCAAGCAGCCCCAAACACGAGGCUGCUAUAAAGUUGCAGAAGGUUUACAAGAGCUUCCGCACGAGGCGAAAGCUUGCUGAUUGUGCUGUCCUGAUUGAGCAGAGCUGGUGGAAGGUGUUGGAUUUUGCAGAGCUCAAGAGGAGCUCCAUUUCCUUUUUCGAUAUUGAGAAGCACGAGACAGCAAUCUCUCGUUGGUCAAGAGCAAGAACAAGGGCUGCCAAGGUGGGAAAAGGCUUAUCACAGAACAGUAAAGCUCAGAAACUUGCGUUGCAACACUGGCUUGAAGCUAUUGAUCCACGACACCGUUAUGGCCACAAUCUGCAUUUCUAUUACACGAAAUGGUUGAAUUCUCAAAGCAAAGAGCCCUUCUUCUACUGGCUAGAUAUUGGAGAGGGGAAGGAAGUUAAUAUUACGGAGAAGUGCCCUCGCUCUAAGCUUCAACAACAGUGCAUCAAGUACCUUGGACCGAGGGAGAGAGAGGAUUAUGAAGUUUCAGUGGAGGAUGGGAAGCUCCUCUACAAUAAAACCGGAGAGCUUAUCGACACCAUUGACGAACCAAAGGGUUGCAAGUGGAUCUUUGUCCUUAGCACAUCCAGGACCUUAUACGUGGGGAAGAAAAAGAAAGGCUCAUUUCAGCACUCUAGCUUCUUGGCCGGAGGAGCCACGCUGGCUGCUGGGAGGAUAGUAGCUGAUAAGGGCGUCUUAAAGGCGGUCUGGCCUCACAGUGGACAUUACCGGCCUACAGCCGAAAAUUUUCAAAAUUUGUUGUCAUUUCUCACGGAUAACGAUGUGGAUCUCGAUAAAGUUGAGUUUGAUUCUGUGGAUGAUGAAGAUCAAGAUAGAGUAGGGAAGCAUACGAGAAACAUCUCCUCCGGAGACGACUUGACUGAACGAGAGCAACUGGAUAUGGAAGAACACAUUGUGGAGCACUCCAGCUUUCUGAAGGUUAGCGCGGGAGUGGGAGAAGAAGGCGUUAAAUUGACUAAGUUGGACGCACGAAAUAGCUCCAGAAACCUUACUCUCGAGAUACCAAGUAGAGACGAAAGGCUAAAGGUUGAAGUAAAAAGCUUCAUCCUAGCUGAAGAGGAGAUGAACAUCUGCGAGGAAGAAGAUGAGACGAUCCCGGAGGAAUCCAUUCUGAAACGAAUCAACUCGCACAAGGGAAUGAAGUCAUACCAAUUGGGAAAGCAACUGUCUUGCAAGUGGAGCACGGGAGCUGGACCUCGGAUUGGGUGCCUUAGAGACUAUCCGGCGGGGCUCCAGACUCACGCGUUGGAGCAACUGAAUCUAUCUCCAAGAAGCAGACGCCGCCUCAGAUUUGACUUCCCUUCUCGCACAACGACACCAACCGGGAGCAAUCUUUCUCGGGCCGGCCUCGGAUGCAGUUCUAGCCUCUAAAGCCACUUUUUUGAGCACUAGUUCGAUUCUUUUAUUCUUUUUCUGUGAAUACAAAGGAAAGAAAUAGGUGGUAUAAUAUUCAAUUAUUCAUUCAUAAUGUUGCAUACAGGAACGUAAUUAUUUUCUUCUUUACAUCCCAAGAAAUGGGGUGAAUAAAUCAUACUAUGAAAAGAUCCAAUUUUUAUUCCCUUUUCUA